CGUCUCUCUGAAUAUAAUUUUAGAUUGAGAUUCAGAUUAAAUCCGAGGGGAAAACACUUUAGGAGGCUGAAAGCUGUGUCGUUGCCAGAGCCAGGGUUAUGAGCUAUCAAAUGCAAUUACAUUAAGACAGAUUAUACUGGGCAAAUUGAGCCAUUUAGAAGGCAUGCAGAUGCUCUCCGUCCAGCCCAAGGGGAAGCAGAAGGGCUGCGCCGGCUGCAACCGCAAGAUCAAGGACCGCUACCUGCUGAAGGCGCUGGACAAGUACUGGCAUGAGGACUGUCUCAAGUGUGCCUGCUGCGACUGCCGCCUGGGCGAGGUGGGCUCCACCCUCUACACCAAGGCCAACCUCAUCCUGUGCCGACGCGACUACCUGAGGCUUUUCGGCACCACAGGAAACUGCGCAGCCUGCAGCAAGCUGAUCCCAGCCUUUGAGAUGGUGAUGCGGGCCCGGGACAAUGUGUACCACCUUGACUGCUUUGCCUGCCAACUCUGCAACCAGAGAUUUUGUGUGGGAGACAAAUUCUUCCUGAAGAACAACAUGAUCUUGUGUCAGAUGGACUAUGAGGAGGGGCAGCUCAAUGGCACCUUUGAGUCCCAGGUACAGUAACGCCUGGCACCUGGCCUCUGGGCCCAUCUCUCCAUCUGCCCGUCUGCCCACCUGCCCGCCUGCCCACCCGCUGGGCCGGCCGGCCACCCUCCUGCCACGUUAGAAUGUCUCCAUCCUGGAUGGGAGGGACGGCCCUUCCUCCACCGCCGCUGCCUGUCUGUGUGUGACCCUCCUGGGGCCAGGCUGAGCCUGUACAGUCCGUCUUCUGUAUAUAAAUGGGAACAUUUAUUUUAUGAGAAAUGUAAUGCGGUUUUAUUACUGGCGUGGAUUAAAGUUAUGAAUGUUU
This is a messenger RNA of Echinops telfairi (small Madagascar hedgehog), 893 nucleotides long. It is a transcript of the gene LMO1, whose product is annotated as LIM domain only 1. Lineage: Eukaryota; Metazoa; Chordata; Mammalia; Afrosoricida; Tenrecidae. Gene Ontology annotation, biological process: positive regulation of transcription by RNA polymerase II. The record is from RefSeq and is a predicted model, not a curated record. Bases 164 to 607 code for a protein of 147 amino acids. The transcript has 4 exons. Gene Ontology annotation, cellular component: nucleus. Gene Ontology annotation, molecular function: DNA-binding transcription factor binding; transcription coactivator activity.